Oldenlandia corymbosa var. corymbosa is the source of this 1752-nucleotide messenger RNA. NCBI's taxonomy places the organism in Eukaryota, Viridiplantae, Streptophyta, Magnoliopsida, Gentianales, Rubiaceae. The record is from the annotation of a GenBank genome assembly.
CAAAAUCAUCCAUCAAUCAUGAAGAACUUGUUCAUACUACUUGUAUUAGCUUUUAUCAAUGCCAUCAAUCAUCAAGCACAUUGUGAGAGUAAACAUAUAUUUUUGCUGGCUGGUCAGAGCAACAUGGCCGGACUUGGUGGCGUGGCGAAGCGCCGGUGGGAUCACGUUGUGCCGGAGCCGGAGUGCAUCCGGAACCCAAACAUCUUCAAACUCAACGCAGCACUGAAUUGGGAGCCCGCGGAAGAACCUCUCCACGCAGGUAUCGAUAUCAGGACAAACGGAAUCGGGCCCGGAAUGCCCUUUGCUAAUUCGCUGCUACGGAAACUCCCGGAUUACGGUGUAAUUGGUUUGGUGCCUUGCGCGAUAUCAGGGACGAGGAUCGUUCAAUGGCAAAAAGGAACAGAUUUGUAUCAUAUGUUGUUGAGUAGAGCCCAAGCUGCUGUGAAGCAGAAUGGGAAUGACAGUAGUACUAUUGAAGCGCUUCUUUGGUAUCAAGGAGAAAGUGACACUAAGAAUGAAAGAGAUGCUUAUGCAUAUAAGGGAAGAUUAGAGCAGUUUAUUACAGACUUACGAACGGAUCUGAAUUUGCCCCACCUUUUGAUUAUUCAGGUUGUAUUGGCGUCAGGAAAAAAGGAGUAUUUACUUGAGGUAGUGAGAAAAUCACAACUCCACAUUGUACUUCCGAAUGUAAAAUGUGUGGAUGCCAUGGGAUUAGCACUUGAAGAUGAUAAUUUGCAUCUCACUACUUCUGCCCAAGUCCGCCUUGGCAAUAUGCUCUCUGAUGCUUUUAUUGAUUACACCAGAAUUGACGGUCGCAUUUGCAUCAGCAUUUGCUGCGAGUAUACCGCAAGUGCACAUAGCAAUAUGGCUGGACUAGGUGGAGUUGUGAAGAACAAAUGGGAUCACCUCGUCCCGCCCGAGUCCAGCCCUAACCCGAACAUCCUCAAACUCAAUGCAGAAUUACUUUGGGAGGUAGCAGAAGAGCCUCUUCAUUCAGGUAUAGAUACCAACGUGACAAAUGGGAUCGGACCCGGGAUGCCAUUUGCGAAUUCAUUGUUGCAAACGAUUCCUGAUUACGGGAUCAUAGGUUUGGUGCCUUGUGCAAUAUCCGGGACGAAGAUCAUAGAUUGGCAAAAAGGAACUAUUUUUUAUAAUCAGUUGGUGGAUAGAGCUAUGGUUGCUUUGCAAAAUGAUGAUGGGAGUUUUAAUACCAUUGACGCCCUUCUUUGGUAUCAAGGCGAGAGUGACACAAUGAGCCAAGCAGAUGCCAAUGCAUAUAAAGGAAGAUUGCAGCAAUUCAUCAUUGACUUACGAGCAGAUCUGAAUUUGCCUAAUCUUUUGAUUAUUGAGGUUGCACUGGCAUCAGGAGGGAAAAAUUAUAUAGACAUAGUGAGACAAGCACAACUUAACACUGAGCUUCCUAAUGUAAGAUGCGUGGAUGCUAGAGGAUUACCUUUGCAACGUGAUAAACUGCAUCUCAAUACUACUGGCCAAAUCCAGCUGGGAAAUUUGUUGACUGAUGCUUUUAUUAGUCCAUUUUAGCUAGCUUAUGUAAGUAAUUUGUCUAAUGCUCAUUAAUUGGGUGCAAUAAUAUUAACAAAAAAAAGACAUAGAUGUAUUUCACGUACGUUAUCGAUAUUGUACAGAAUCAGAAUGUGUCCUCAUGAAAUUCUGGUGAUUCAUUUCAUCGUAUUACUGUACAUCAGAGUAACUAAUACAACUUGUAAUUAAUUUAUAAUACCUGAACUUUCG